Messenger RNA from Aspergillus wentii DTO 134E9, 771 nucleotides. Its product is annotated as trafficking protein particle complex subunit 5. Gene Ontology annotation, biological process: endoplasmic reticulum to Golgi vesicle-mediated transport. Gene Ontology annotation, cellular component: TRAPPI protein complex; TRAPPII protein complex; TRAPPIII protein complex. Lineage: Eukaryota; Fungi; Ascomycota; Eurotiomycetes; Eurotiales; Aspergillaceae. The record is from RefSeq and is a predicted model, not a curated record. The transcript has 2 exons. Bases 1 to 771 code for a protein of 256 amino acids.
AUGCUCUCCAUCAGCAACACCAACAACAGCGGCUCGAACCUCUCCAACACCUCCGACAAAACCCAAUCCGCACAGCACAGCCAUGCCGCCUCGCAGUCGCAGUCGCCGCAGCCCAGUGCCGGGCUGCGCGUGCCCUCGAAUCGCAAAACCAUCUACGAUAGACACUUGAAUCGGAGUCGGAAUGCGGAGUCGAGUCGCGCCAGUUUUGCCUAUCUCUUUGGUGAGAUGGUCACGUAUGCUCAGCGGAGGGUUACGGGGAUACAGGAUUUGGAGAGACGUAGAUUGAACGAACAAGGCUACCCCCUCGGCCUCCGUCUCCUCGACCUCCUCUUCUACCGAACAAUGUCCAGCUCGACCUCCUCCUCCCUAUCUAGCUCCUCGACAUCGGCCUCCCCGCCCAAUCGUCCCCUCCGCAUCCUCCCCCUCCUCCACCUCAUCCAUGGCCCGCUCUGGCGUCUCCUAUUCCAGCGUCCCGCUGACGCCCUCGAACAAUCCGUCUCCCCCGAUACGCCGAACGAGUACAUGAUUACAGACAAUGACCCCCUCGUGAAUACCUACAUCAGCGUGCCCAAGGAGAUGAACAUGCUCAACUGUGCGGCGUUCGUCGCGGGCAUUAUCGAGGGUGUCUGUGAUGGGUGUGGAUUCGAGGCGAAGGUCUCGGCGCAUAAUCAGCCGACGGAGAUGUGGCCGGGUCGGACGGUUUUCUUGCUACGGUUUGGGGAGAGUGUCAUGGAGAGGGAGAAGGUGUUGGAGAGGGCUGGGGUGAAAUAA